Nicotiana tabacum (common tobacco) is the source of this 615-nucleotide messenger RNA. The record is from RefSeq and is a predicted model, not a curated record. Lineage: Eukaryota; Viridiplantae; Streptophyta; Magnoliopsida; Solanales; Solanaceae.
AUGACUAUUAAGCUACUUGUUGGAGGAUUUAUUUUGAACAUAAUCAGUGCGUACGCAUCCCAAGCAGGCUUGGACAAGGAAGUCAAAAGGCAUUUCUGGGAGGAUUUAGAUGAGAUGGUGCAUGGUAUUCUGCACACUGAGAAGCGUUUCAUAGGAGGAGAUUUCAACGACCACAUUGGAGCGAAGUCUAGGGUGUAUGAUGAUGUCCAUGGUGGCUUUGGUUAUAGAGAUAGGAAUGGAGGAGGAACUUCUCUGCUGGACAUUGCUAGAGCGUUUGAUUUCGUAAUAGCAAACUCGAGUUUCCUAAAGAAGGUGGAGCACUUGGUCACCUUCCGAAGUUCGGUGGCGGUGACUCAGAUUGAUUAUCUUCCCUACAGGAAGUCCGAUAGAGGUCUUUGCAUGGCUUGCAAGGUCAUCCCGAGUGAGAACAUCAUGACCCUUCAUAGGUUCCUGGUCAUGGACCUUGAGAUCACGAGGAAGAGGAGGAAGAGGGCGGUGUAUAGCCAACCUAGGGUCAAGUGGGGAGCCUUGACGGAAGCCAAAGCGCAGGAGUUAGGGGAUAAGUUGAUAACUAGGGGGCUUGGAGGAGUAGCGAGGACGCAAGCGCUAUGUUGA